Messenger RNA from Pseudophryne corroboree (corroboree frog), 8460 nucleotides. RefSeq lists its product as uncharacterized. Gene Ontology annotation, biological process: regulation of transcription by RNA polymerase II. The coding region runs from base 106 to 7872 and encodes 2588 amino acids. Gene Ontology annotation, molecular function: RNA polymerase II cis-regulatory region sequence-specific DNA binding; DNA-binding transcription factor activity, RNA polymerase II-specific. The transcript has 21 exons. The record is from RefSeq and is a predicted model, not a curated record. NCBI's taxonomy places the organism in Eukaryota, Metazoa, Chordata, Amphibia, Anura, Myobatrachidae.
AGUCGGGUGGAACGCACAGGGCGGAAGUCGGGUGUGUAGCGCUCCGGGCGGAGGACUGGCGGGUGAAGAUCUAAUUUUACUGUAGAAGAUAUAGAGACAGCGAAGAUGUAUGUGAGGGGGGAUCAGCAGUGCAAGGAGGAGGAAAUCCCUACAGAUAUCAGCACAGAUGGACCCAGUAACAGAGAUACCCCAGAGAGAUGUCCCCGUCCUCUGUUUUCUCAGGACUGUACAGAGGAGAAUCACAGGAUCCCACAGGAGCAUCAGGGUGAAGAUCUGACAAAUGUUAAGGCAGAAGAUAUAGAGGGAGAAGAGACGUAUGUGACUGAUAUGAAAAUAGAGGAUACAGAGGGAGAACAAGAGACGUAUGUGACUGAUAUGAAGGCAGAAGAUAGAGAGGGAGAAGAAGCGACGUAUGUGACUGAUAUGAAGGCAGAAGAUACAGAGGGAGAAGAAGAGACGUAUGUGACUGAUAUGAAGGCAGAAGAUACAGAGGGAGAAGAAGAGACGUAUGUGACUGAUAUGAAAAUAGAGGAUACAGAGGGAGAAGAAGAGACGUAUGUGACUGAUAUGAAGGCAGAAGAUAUAGAGGGAGAAGAAGAGACGUAUGUGACUGAUAUAAAGGCAGAAGAUAUAGAGGGAGAACAAGAGACGUAUGUGACUGAUAUGAAGGCAAAAGAUAGAGAGGAAGGAGAAGAGACGUAUGUGACUGAUAUGAAGGGAGGAGAAGAGACGCAUGUGACUGAUAUGAAGGCAGAAGAUACAGAGGGAGAAGAGACGUAUGUGACUGAUAUGAAGCCAGAAGAUAUAGAGGGAGGAGAAGAGACGUAUGUGACUGAUAAUAUGUUAAAAAAUAUACAGAGAGAAAAAGAAACAUAUGUGAGAUGUGAUCAGCAGUGUAAAGAGAAAAUACCUACAGAUAUCAGCACAGCAGAUGAACACACAAGCAGGAAAACCUCGGAGGGAGAUCUCACUGUUUCUCAAGCUUUUAAAAUAGAAGAUAACAUCACGCAGGAUUCUUCUGGGAUAAACCCCACUAUCCUUCAUAAACAACCAGCACUUUUCAGUGCAGAUAAAUCACCUGAUCCUUCUAAUCAUGGGGACUGUUCUCAUCCUUCGGCUAUAAUGAUACAUAGUGCAGCUCAUAAAGGUGAUUCAAUAUUUUCCUGUUCUGAAUGUGGUAAAAGUUUUAUACAUCAUUCAGUCUUUGUUAGGCAUCAGAGAAGUCACACCGGUGAGAAGCCGUUUCCAUGUUCUGAGUGUGGGAAAUGUUUUACACAUAAGUCAGGUCUUGCUACACAUCAGAGAAGUCACACGGGUGAGAAAUCGUUCCCAUGCUCUGAGUGCAGGAAAUGUUUUACACAGAAAUCAUUUCUUGUUAGACAUCAGAGAAGUCACACAGGUGAGAAGCAGUUUCCAUGCUCUGAGUGUGAAAAAUGUUUUACUCAUAAAUCAGGUCUUGUUACACAUCAGAGAACUCACACGGGUGAGAAGCCAUUUUCAUGCUCGGAGUGUUUGAAAAGUUUUACACAGAAAUCAUUUCUUGUUGAACAUCAGAGAACUCACACAGGUGAGAAACCAUUUCCAUGUCCUGAGUGUGGAAAAUAUUUUACACGAAAAUCAGCUCUUGUUACACAUCAGAGAAGUCAUCCAGGGGAGAAACCAUUUCCAUGUUCUGAAUGUGGGAAAUGUUUUACACAGAAAUUACAUCUUGUUACACAUCAGAGAAGUCACACAGGUGAGACAUCAUUUCCAUGCUCUGAGUGUGGAAAAUGUUUUACGCAGAAAUAUAAACUUGUUGAACACCAGAGACUUCACACAGGUGAGAGGCCAUUUCCAUGUGCUGAGUGUGGGAAAUGUUUUACACGGAAAUCAUUUCUUGUUAAACAUCAGAGAAUUCACACGGGUGAGAAACCAUUUCCAUGUUGUGAGUGUGGGAAAUGUUUUACACAGAAAUCAGAUCUUGUUACACAUCAAAGAACUCACACAGGUGAGAAACCAUUUCCAUGCUCUAAGUGUGGGAAAUGUUUUACAGAGAAAUCAAAUCUGAUUAGACAUGAAAGAAUUCAUACAAGGAAAAAACAAUUUAUCAGAAGGCAGGUGGAACGCACAGGGCGGAAUUCGGCUGUGUUACAUGAUUACAGGGUGAGGGGAGCGGUGAGUGGCCGGGGUGUUCCAGCUUCCUAUAAGGUGUCAGGAUGUCACUGUCUAUCUCUUCAUGAGAGGGAGUCUAUAGAGGAACACAGGGGUCUGUACAAGGACGUGAUGAUGGAGAAUCACCGGCCCCUCACAUCACUGGAUAGGCCCAGUAACAGAGAUACCCCAGACAGAUGUCCCCGUCCUCUGUAUUCCCAGGACUGUACAGAGGAGAAUCACAGGACCCCACAGGAGGAUCAGGUUAAGAAUCUAAUUAUUAUUAAGGUAGAAGAUAUAAAGGGAGAAGAAGAGAUGUAUGUGAUGGGUGAUCAGCAGUGUAAGGAGGAGGAAAUCCCUACAGAUAUCAGCACAGAUGGACUCAGUAACAGAGAUACCCCAGAGAGAUGUCCCCGUCCUCUGUAUUCCCAGGAUUGUACAGAGGAGAAUCGCAGGAACCCACAGGAGGAUCAGGGUGAAUAUAUUACUAAUAUUAAGGUAGAAGAUAUAGAGGAAGAAGAAGAGACGUAUGUGAGGGGUGAUCAGCAGUGUAAGGAGGAGGAAAUAUCUACAGAUAUCAGUACAGAUGAAUGCAGAAACCAGAUGACCUCGAAGGGAUAUCUUAGUGUGUCUCCAGCUUUUAAAAUAGAUUAUAACAUUACACAGGAUUCUCUGUUGAAAAUUCCCAUUAUUUUUAAGACAUUUCCAUUACUUCUCACUGCAGAUAAAUCACCUGAUCCCUACAAUCAUGGGGAAUGUUCUCAUCAGUCAGAUAUAAUGACACAAAAUACUGCUCAUAAAGGUGAUUCAGUAUUUUCCAGUUCUGAAUGUGGUAAAAGUUUUGUACAUCAGUCAGACUUUGUUAGGAAUCACAGAAGUCACACCGGUGAGAGGCUAUUUCCUUGUUCUGAGUGUGGGAAAUGUUUUACACAGAAAUAUAACCUUAUCAAACAUCAGAAAAUUCACAUAGGUGAGAAGCCAUUUCCAUGCUCUGAGUGUGGGAAAUGUUUUACAUACAAACUAAAUCUUGAUACACAUUUGAAAAUUCACACAGGCGAGCCAGUGUUUCCUUGCUCAGAGUGUGGGAAAUGUUUUACACAGAAAUCAGAUCUCGUUAAACAUCAGAGAACUCACACAGGUGAGAAGCCAUUUCCAUGUUCUGAGUGUGGGAAAUGUUUUACAGCUAAAUCAAAUUUGGUUAGACAUCAGAGAAGUCACACAGGUGAGAAACCAUUUCCAUGCUCUGAGUGUGGGAAAUGUUUUACACAGAAACUACAUCUUGUUACACAUCAGAGAAGUCACACAGAUGAGAAGCCAUUUUCAUGUUUGGAGUGUGGGAAAUGUUUUACACAGAAAUUGCAUCUUGUUACACACCAGAGAACUCACACAGGUGAGAAACCAUUUCCAUGUUUGGAGUGCGGGAAAUGUUUUGCACAUAAAUCAAGUCUUCUUAUACAUCAGAGAAUUCACACAGGUGAGAAGGAAUUUCCAUGCUCUGAGUGUGGGAAAUGUUUUAGAGACAAAUCAGAUCUAGUUGCGCAUCAGAGAACUCAUACAGGUGAGAAGCCAUUUCCGUGCUCUGUGUGUGGUAAAUGCUUUAAACAGAAGUCACAUCUUGUUAAACAUAAGAGAAUUCAUGCAAGGGAACAACAAUUUCCAUAUAAUGCCUCAGAUGUCUGGAAAUAUUUUGAUGCCUCAAAAAUUCUUGUGGUUCAGAUGAGAACAUUUAGUUUUAUUUUUGGAUGGUUGAUGAGCCUCCACAGGACAUUACUGGAAGCUCCACAGGGGAUGGUUGUUGAUCCCACACAGGGCAGGACUGGCAGCUCCGCACAGGAAAUGAUGGGUUCCACACAGGUUCAGCAAUACAGAGUCAUCCACAAAGGACACAGAUGUAUUCCACAAGAACGUCUGACAGAGUUUGACCUCUUAGCCAAAGGUAGAGAUGACGUUUCCGUGCAUCAAACGAAACUCUCUCAACUGGAUGACGACGCACCCCUCUCACUCGGCUCUAUGCGGCAGCUGCUGGCUUCCUUUAAAGAUGAUAUUACAAUGGAAGUUAAGACAGCGCUCCAAAGCUGCCAACAGACAGUCGACGCUAUAGGUCAGCGUACGGACCACCUCGAGAAUAAGUGUGAGGAGGUGGUGAAGUCUCAUAAUGAGGUGAUUAACCAACUUGAAGAGCUACAAGCAGAGGUCGCGGACCUACGGCGGAAGACCUGUGACCUUGGGGACAGGUCACGCCGUAACAAUAUAAAGCUCCGCGGCAUCCCGGAAACAGUCUCCAACUCAGAGCUCAACCAAUUUGCAACGUACCUCUUCAUGGCUCUUCUUCCUACCAACUCUAUUGAUGACUUUCUUAUCGACCGCAUCCAUCGCCUACCGAAGGCUAGAAAUGCCCCAAAAGAUGCUCCGAGAGACACUCUGAUGAGGAUGCAUUAUUUCCAUGUCAAGGACCAAAUCCUGCGGGCAGCUAUGCGUCCGGAUCUACCACCCACGACCUUGGGAGAUAUUCAAGUAUAUGGCGACCUCUCAGCGGCUACCCUAGCCAUGAGACGUGCGUUCUACCCGGUGACUACAGCACUCAAGAGAGCUGAUAUCCUUUAUCGAUGGGGGUUCCCGACGAAAUUGCUGGUCAGACGUAACUGUGUCAUGCACGCGAUAAUCACGCCGGAAGCUGGGCUGAAAUUGUUGGAUUCCUGGAAGAGGGAGGAUACACCUGAGAAGACACCUGCAACCCUUAAGUUGACUCAGGAGUGGAUCAAUUUAGUGAUUUCGGAUAAGUGGACUCUCCAGCAAGUAUCGAGGGCUUCUAUCCUGCCAGUAUCAUGGUCUGAUCAUUCUGCCCUCUCGGUCAAAUGGAACCCCCGACGCGUGCGGUCUUCUCCCUCCUUAUGGCGCCUUGGAGAAUACCUCCUCACAAAUGCGGAUGCUCACCGGUCUAUUUCACAGGCCCUCUCCUUGUACAUCGAAACCAAUGCUCCAGCAGACACGUCCAUAUUUACGCAUUGGUGUGCCCUUAAGGCGGUGGUCCGGGGAGCGGCAAUCCAGGCGGCUGCUUAUAUUCGCAGGACCUCCCGAGAAAAACAGUUAGAACUCGAAACCCGCUUUAAAGAUUUAGAUACCCUAUUUAAGUUGAACCCCUCUAAUAAGAAAAUUUAUCGAGAUCUGCUUCGGGUCAGGGAUGAGAUGAAUAAAUUGGCUUUAACUGAGGUCCAUAAAAACCUCUUCCGGCUGCGGCAAAAGUUCUAUACGCAAGGGGACAAGGUGGGCAUAAUGCUUGCACGCAAACUGAGGGGGAAAAUUGCUAAAGAGAGGGUGAAAUCCAUUGUCACUUUCAACAAUGUCAAGAUAUCCGACCAGUUGGACAUUGCUAACUUCUUCGCUACUUAUUAUUCCUCCCUUUAUAAUCUGAAAGAUGACGUAUCUAUCCCACAGCCCACACCAGCCAAUAUAGCGGCCUUCCUGAAAGAUAUUAAUCUCCCCUCAAUCGACUCACUUACUUUACAGACUUUAAAUCAACCCUGGACCUCUAAAGAAAUUACCCAAGCCAUAGACUCCCUCCCAUUAGACAAAGCUCCAGGCCCAGAUGGGUUUAUAAAUAAAUUCUAUAAAUGCUUCAAAGAUGCUAUUACCCCUGUCCUGGAAGGAGUCUACAAUCAUGCUUCCUCCGUGGGGAAUUUCCCGGUGGAAAUGCUGGAGGCUCGUGUGGCCGCCUUUCCUAAGCCAGGGAAAAAUCCUGCUAUGAUGCCUAAUUAUCGCCCCAUAGCUUUAUUGAAUACUGACUUAAAAAUCUAUGCGAAACUAGUGGCCAACAGGCUCAACCCCCUGCUCCCCUUGCUCAUCCAUUGUGAUCAGGUGGGCUUUAUCCCCGGAAGACAGGCCCCCGAUAACACUAGGCGGGUGAUAGACGUGCUGGACGCCUUUUCCCCAUCUGAUUCUCCCUUACUGCUGCUUUCCUUAGACGCGGAGAAGGCGUUCGAUCGUCUUCACUGGGGGUAUCUACAGGCAGUUCUUUGUAAAUUUGGCCUUACAGGUAAUGGACUGGCUAAAAUGACAACUACAUUACCAAGAACCAUAGACCCACCUAGUCACAGUGACAUCAAAUUCAAUAGCCACAUUGGACAUCUCCACAUACAGAUCUUGAUUCUUUUCUGUGUUCCUAUCUCUCCACGUGGCUUUGCUGUGUUGAAUUCCCAUAAAUAUUCUUACAUGUUGAACAGAGCAGUUGUGUUCUUGUUUGAAAGAUGUUUCAGAAAUGCCCCAGAGAGAUGUCCCCGUCCAAUAUAUUCCCAGGACUAUACAGAGGAGUAUCACAGGAUCCCACAGGAGGAUCAGGGUGAGUAUUUUACCUAUAUUAAGGGAGAAGAGACGUAUGUGACUGAUAUGAAGGCAGAAGAUAUAGAGGGAGAAGAAGAGACGUAUGUGACUGAUAUGAAGGCAGAAGAUAUAGAGGGAGAAGAAGAGACGUAUGUGACUGAUAUGAAGGCAGAAGAUACAGAGGGAGAAGAAGAGACGUAUGUGACUGAUAUGAAGGCAGAAGAUACAGAGGGAGAAGAAAAGACGUAUAUGACUGAUAUGAAGGCAGAAGAUAAAGAGGGAGAAGAGACAUAUGUUACUGAUAUAAAGACAGAAGAUAUAGAGGGAGAAGAGGAGACGUAUGUGACUGAUAUGAAGGCAGAAGGUACAGAGGGAGAAGAGACAUAUGUUACUGAUAUAAAGACAGAAGAUAAGGAGGGAGAAGAGACGUAUGUUACUGAUAUGAAGGCAGAAAAUAAAGAGGGAGAAGAAGAGACGUAUGUGAGGGAUGAUCAGCGGUGUAAGGAGGAGGAAAUCCCUAAAGAUAUAGGCACAGAUGGACACAUAAGCAGGAAGACCUUGGAGGGAUUUCUCAAUGUGUUUCCAGCUUUGAAAUUGGAAGAUAACAUUGCACAGGAUUCCCUGAGGGAAACCCCCAUUGUGUUUAAUAUGCAUCCAGAAUCUGAUCCCUCUAAUCAUGGGGAAUGUUCUCCUCAUCCCUCAGAUGUAAUGACACACAGCACAGCUCAUAAAGGUGAUUCAGUAUUUUCCUGCUCUGAAUGUGGUAGAGGUUUUAUGUGUCAGUCAGCCUUUGUUAGGCAUCAAAGAAGUCACACAGGUGAGAAACCAUUUUUAUGUUCUGAGUGUGGGAAAUGUUUUACACAGAAAUAUAACCUUAUUACACAUCAGAGUAGUCACAAAGGUGAAAAACCUUUUCUGUGUUCUGAGUGCGGGAAAUGUUUUACACUGAAAUCAGCUCUAGUUACACAUCAGAGAAGUCAUACAGGUGAGAGACCAUUUUUGUGUUCUGAGUGUGGGAAAUGUUUUACACAGAAAUCAGGUCUUGAUAAACAUCAGAGAAGCCACACAGGUGAAAAACCAUUUCCAUGUUCGGACUGUGGAAAAAGUUUUGCCCAGAAACUACAUCUUAUUACACAUCAGAGAACUCACACAGGUGAGAAACCAUUUCCAUGUUCAGAGUGUGGGAAAUGUUUUACACAUAAAUCAGCUCUUGUUACUCAUCUCAGAUGUCACACAGGUGAGAGGCCAUAUCCAUGCUCUGAGUGUGAGAAAUGUUUUACGCAGAAAUCAGAUCUUGUUAAACAUCAGAGAUAUCACACAGGUGAGAGGCCGUAUCCAUGUUCUGAGUGUGGGAAAUGUUUUAGAGCAAAUUCAAAUCUGGUUAGACAUCAGAGAACUCAUGUAAGGGAGCAACAAUUUCCAUGAGUUGCUAGAUAUGUAACUGAGGUAUAGUAAUAUUAUAAAUAUCAUAAAAGCUUUUGAUAAUAAUGUGAAUGAUAAAUAGAGGCAUUAAUAGAUUUACAGUGACCCUCUUCUGCACUAGGUGGUGAUUUUCUCACAAAUGUAUUAGCCUCGCUCAACGGGUUGGGAUUGCGAUAUAAUGUGAGGUCCAGGGCACUAUUAUAUCAUCUUUGUUUAUACUCUGUAAUUGAUAGUGCCAGAUACUUUCUCAUGGGCCUAUUUUUUUUAAUAAAGCUACAGAAAUGUUACCACAUAAUGUAAAUUAAAUUGGAUACUGCUUUGUGGCUAUUUUUGUAUGGAUGUACUAUAUGUUAUUUGGGUUGAUGGUCACUGAGGGGUGUAGUGCCUUGUAGUGUGCCGGCAUGUUAAAUUAAUAUUGUGUUUUCCAUGUUGGUCAGACGGUGGAGAGGGCAUCUUCAUGGUGACCUUUCAUGCUUAGCCUGUGGACACCAUGUAAAAUGAUUUGAAUGUGACAUGGGUAGAGAUGGUGGAGUAUCCUAUGGUUUUACAUGUGAUGUGGUUUUUACUAAGGCUGUAAAUAAACAUGAAAUA